ACAGCCUAUAAAUAUGGAUAACAGGUGUCAUUGUGCAACCAACAGCGACAUGCUUUCGAAUCCAAUCCUCUACAACAUCCUCAGCCAAAUGGAUAACAGCAAACCAAGCCAAAACGGCUUCAACUACAAUUCAAUGGCUCAUAGAUGCAACUGUGAGCUGCGACGGACCGUGUGCUUGAAAAGGCCAUCUGAGAUCUGCAAGGAAGCAUCAGCAGUUCUGGUCAAAACUGUCCAUUUCAUGAAGAACUUACCUGCUUUCAACCAGAUGCCAACAAACGACCAGUUCUCACUCCUCAAAAGCUGCUGGGCGCCGCUCUUUAUUUUGGGUCUGGCCCAGGAGCACGUGGACUUCGAGGUGACGGACACGCCCGCUGACAGCAUGCUGAAAAAGAUUCUCCUAAAUCGUCAGGAGAGAUGUGAGAUGGAGAGGGAGCCGCCCAUCAUGGCCGGUGUCAGCAAACUCCAGUCCUGCCUCAAAAAGUUCUGGAGUUUGGAUUUGAGUCCAAAGGAGUACGCAUACCUCAAAGGGAUCACAAUAUUUAAUCCAGAUGUCCCAGAUUUAAAGGCAGCUCUGUUUGUUGAAGGCUUACAACAGGAGGCUCAGCACGCCCUCAGCGAGGUGGUCCAGCUCCUUCACCCAGGGAACCAGGGGCGCUUUGCUCGAAUCCUCCUCACAGCCUCCAUGCUGCAGAGCAUCACACCGAGCCUCAUUGCUGAACUCUUCUUCCGGCCCGUGACGGGCCAGGCGGAUAUGCUGGAGCUGUUGGUCGACAUGCUCUUCUGCAGAUAGAAGAGGACCGGUGGACUCUGUGUGCUAUAACUGUCCCGGAGAAGGUGGAAUCCAAUGAUUUUCACUGUGGUGAUGCAGAACUUAUCGUUGACCAACGCAAGCAAUGUGUUCCUCAUGAUAUGGAGGAAUGCCUGACAGUGGACUGCUAAAGAAAAAAAACACUUACAAUAGCCAAUAAAAACUGUGGCAAUUGGUGAACAAGAGACUGUGAAUUACUUAUAUUCACGUUGAAGCUCAGGUCUGAAAAUCUUGAAAGAUUUGACUUUUAACACAUAAACAGAGACUGUGCCCACUUUAAAUAUACUGUCUCUUAUGUUGAAGGUAUUUUCUGUUUGCUUCAAUGUUGUAAAUAAAUGCUGCAAUACCAGAACAUUUCAAAUAAAUAUAUUUUUGUACA
Molecule: messenger RNA, 1187 nt
Organism: Anarrhichthys ocellatus (wolf-eel)
Lineage: Eukaryota; Metazoa; Chordata; Actinopteri; Perciformes; Anarhichadidae
Gene: nr0b2a
Product: nuclear receptor subfamily 0, group B, member 2a
Exons: 2
Coding region: 14-790 (258 amino acids)
Biological process (GO): circadian rhythm; negative regulation of transcription by RNA polymerase II
Cellular component (GO): nucleus; cytoplasm
Molecular function (GO): transcription factor binding; transcription corepressor activity
Source: RefSeq, a predicted model, not a curated record